This is a messenger RNA of Mollisia scopiformis, 969 nucleotides long. Its product is annotated as putative glucan 1,3-beta-glucosidase. Gene Ontology annotation, cellular component: cell surface; extracellular region. Gene Ontology annotation, biological process: glucan catabolic process. Lineage: Eukaryota; Fungi; Ascomycota; Leotiomycetes; Helotiales; Mollisiaceae. Gene Ontology annotation, molecular function: beta-glucosidase activity. The transcript is spliced from 2 exons. Bases 1 to 969 code for a protein of 322 amino acids. The record is from RefSeq and is a predicted model, not a curated record.
AUGGACAGCGACGCCUUCACAGGUGACUUCGCCAACGCCGCCGACCAAUACACAUUCGACUCCAUCUCCGGGGCCUCCUCUGCGCUUCAACAACACUGGAGCACCUACUACACCGAAUCGGACAUCCAAGCCCUCGCUGCCACCGGCCUCAACGCCCUCCGCAUCCCCAUCGGCUACUGGGCCUACAACAACACCGGCACCCCUUACCUUACCGGCGCCGACGCCUACCUCGACCAAGCCAUCACCUGGGCCCGCGCCGCGGGCAUGUACGUCUGGGUCGACUGCCACGGGUCGCCUGGCUCCCAGAACGGCUUCGAUAACUCGGGCCACGCUGGCUCCGUCGACUGGCAAACGGACGCUAAUCUCGCGGCCUCGAUCGCCGUCCUGGAGACAAUGGCUAAGAAAUACGGGGCUAUGGAGUACGCGGACGUGGUCGUCGGUCUCGAGAUGACGAACGAGCCGAUUUCGUACGGGAAUAACCAGUUCAGCGUGACGCAGUCCUGGGCCCAGAAAGCUUACUCUUCAGUCAAAGCCGUGAUCGAGAACCCGAGCCUGGUGGUUGUGAUGCACGAUGCCUUCCAGGGCGCUACAGCAUGGACAAACGUAGCCUCGACAUUGAUCGGAGACGGAAAGAAGACAUUCGGCAUCGACACGCACCUCUACCAACUCUACACGGACGCCGACAACGCCUUGACGCAAGCAGAACACAUCACCGAAGCAUGCAACUGGGCGACCGACCUCGCGCUCGCCAACGCCGUGAUGCCCACUUACGUGGGCGAGUUCUCCGCCGCGACAAACGUCUGCGUGAACCCGGACGGUACCACGACGGCGGGCACCACGUGCGCGGUCACCGGGUGUCAGUGCCAGAGCGCGGAUUUCGACGAUCUGAAUGCGGCGAUGGUGAAGCAGAUGAGGAUGUUUGUUGAGGCGCAGUUGGACGUUUUUGAGGGGAGCGCGAGGAAGUUCUGA